Molecule: messenger RNA, 2996 nt
Organism: Oncorhynchus keta (chum salmon)
Lineage: Eukaryota; Metazoa; Chordata; Actinopteri; Salmoniformes; Salmonidae
Product: actin filament-associated protein 1-like 2
Exons: 16
Coding region: 404-2218 (604 amino acids)
Biological process (GO): inflammatory response; positive regulation of interleukin-8 production; positive regulation of DNA-templated transcription
Cellular component (GO): cytosol
Molecular function (GO): SH3 domain binding; SH2 domain binding
Source: RefSeq, a predicted model, not a curated record
UGCAGGGAAAGCUAUUUCAGGUGUUUGAAAAAUGCUAAAUUCUCCAACUUCAGGAUAUCAUCCUCACAUACUUUGUGCUCCCUCAGAUUUUGGGGGUGCAUGACCCACCCAUCACACACAUACACACACACACGCCACCUCCCCAGUGGUCCUCCGCCCCUAGUGGUCGCUUUAUGUAGAUUUUUUUUGCAAUAGUGAGAAGGGGAGUGACUUUUCUUAUGGUUUUUGCUGGUCGACGAGUUGAGCUGGAGUUUCACUGUUGACUAGCCUAGUCUCAUCACCUCAACCUAUAGAACCUCAAGCUAAGAUAUUCUCGUCGGAGAGAACUGUGGCUCAUAUUGGACACAGCUAUGAUAUCGGGGGAAAAAUAAACUUCCCAGGGACGCUUUGAGCAUUUCCAGGGAUGGACAAACAAAAAGUGCUGAACCGUCUGAUCACAGAUCUGCACUCCUUCCUGGUGGUGCUGGACAGUGAGAACCUCAGCUACAUCGCUCAGGCCCAAAAGAAGUCUAUCUCAGAGCUGCUAUCCAAGCUGCAAGACACCCCUGUUGAGGAUGCUGAGUAUAUGAUCAUGAGCUGUCCAUCAGGGUCCCCAAGCAAUGAUCUCAGGGAAACCCAGCUGUCAGGCACAGUUGGUCUGUUCCAGUCAGGACCAGACCCGGACUCAGCCGAGGAGACCUUGUCCUCUGCCUCUACCGAAUGGCUACGGAAAGGGAGCCAGGAGCCAGCGGUACCCCCCCAACCUCCAGAAGGUUUAGAUGAGGACUGCUACGAGGAGGCUGAGCCUUUUGUUCCAGACAAUCCCUCCACAGACAAAGGUGACUCAGACAGCAGUCACUACGAGUCAUACGGUGAGGAAGAUGAGGAGUUUGUGAAGGACCGGGCCCACUACAUCCAGUGGAGUGCCUCCCAGACCUGUCUGCGGCCUACUUCUGAGUCACGCAUCUGUGGCUACCUGUGGAGGAAGAAAUGGCUGGGCCAAUGGACCAAACAACUCUUUCUCAUCCGCAACAAUCUGCUGUUGUGCUACAAAUGUGCCAAGGACCUCUACCCGCUGCUGGAGCUCGACCUGCGGGGCUGCCAGGUGGUUUACAAGUCCAAGCACAACAAGAAGAUGCAGCACGAGCUCAAAGUUGUGACUGGUUCCGACACAGUGGUGAUGGGCUUCCAGAGCUGCCACCAGGCGGAGGAAUGGAGGAAGAUCAUUGAGGAGGUGAAGGGCUCCUCCUACUAUGAGUCCCAAAGGUUCUCCUUGUUACUCAAAUGUGACAGACUGGACUCUUGCAGGUCAAGCACAGUCAUUCAGACUUCAGACUCGGAUGAAGAGAAAAUGUUGGCGCUGCCCUCUGCUCCCAGCAGUGUGGAAAUAAAGGAUAAAGGGUUCCUGAAUGUGCUGAUGAACUGCCAGUGGCAGAGCCUGUUGUGCCAGGUACAGGGCGGGGUGCUGAAAAUGUUCCGAGACGAGGGCUGUGAAGAGUGCCCUCAGUACACGGUGCAGCUGAAAGGCUGCCAGGUUCGACCUGGCCCCGACACACCUCAGGCCUACCGCAUCACUGUGGUUCAACACGGAGACCAGGUGGCAGUACUGGAGGCCAGCUGUGCAGAUGAGAAAGAGCAGUGGUUGCAGCUCCUACAGGACGGGAGUGUAAGCCAGGAUCAGGCUGACUCUCUAUAUGACUCAAAGCCUGCUGGAGCCCUCAGUGGUUUGAAGGAGCAAAGGUUCCCAACCUCAAACAUGUACAUAGAUGACCCCUUUCACCAGCACAGUGGAAGCGGCCGCUCACAACCCAUCUACUCCAACACGGCCAUACUGGAGCACAUGUUCCAGAAUUCCCAUAACGUCGCCAGGGGAGACUCAGUGUCAUCGAAGGAUUCAGUCAACUACAGCAACACUGAUAUCUUUAACAAUCACAGUAGGAAAUCGUGUGAGGUGGAGCGGGGGGUUCAGAAACUGGACUUGACUGGGAAGAGAAGGGUACAGCUGAGAGCUGGGUCAGAGAUGAACCUCAUCACUGCAGGGAAGACCGCCAAAUGUACCUCCUUCAGACAGUCUCUGGCCUUCUGUACAGAACGGGCACAGGGUGGGUUUUUUACCCCACUACUGCGAAGGACUGCCUCCGCUAAAAACUCACUGAAAAGAGCCCCUUCUGCCCUAUUUAUUGAGCAUGGCAAGGUGUUUCAGAGAAAGAAGGAGUGGGAGACAAUGCCUUCUACUUAGUACUCUACUAGCUGUUUCGGUAACAAUUAUCUUGUAUACAUUUCCUAUUUUCUACCAAACAUUUUUGUCAUUAGAAAUGUCAUCCAUCUUGAUGAUAAUACAAUACACUAUACUUGCUUCCCCAAUGGCACCCCUUUCUCUAUUUAGCCCAUAAGGGUCUGGUGAAAAGUAGUGCACUAUAUAGGGAAUAGGGUGCCAUUUGCAACAGGCCCUUAGAUAAACAGGCUUGUUUCUCCAUUAAAACAGCUGCAUUAAUAAGAGAUUCCUGUGAAGGUAAUUCAAUUGAAAACCGUGUAAAGCCUGACUCAGGAACUCAGGAAUGUCUCCCAGUUUGAGGUGUAACACUUUCAUUGUUUUUCUGUCUUUCAUUUCUUAAAGAACAGUUUGUAUGGUCUAAUUUGUCUAUGUAUGUAUUGCAAUUCAUCAGACUUAACUUUGCACUGUUUUCAUCACUAAUUGAGUUACAAUAAAUACACAAUGUUGAAGUCAUGAAAAAUACAUUAUAUAUGGAUAUGAAUUGAAGUCAUGUUCACCGUAUACAGUUCUGUGGUAUAAUUUAAACAUAGUUGCAGAUAUCUUUUUAUAAAGUGUUUUUACCAUGAUAUUUGUACUUAGUAUCACUGAGAUGUUUUACAUUCCUGAAAUAUGUUGUGAUACAGUGACAUUUAUUGUAAUGUUCCCAUGUUUUUAUUAAUAAAGACUUUGUGUAUUAAAUGUUAGGUUGGCCUACUAUUUGCUGUAAACUGACAACUGUGGUAAUAAAACAGUAAUUAAAACA